GUAUCGUAUGCUUCUGCAUCCACCACGAACAAUGCUGCGGAAUACCGAGGGCUAUUGAAUGGGCUUCGCCAGGCUGCACGUUACCGGCACCGUGGCCUGCACGUCGUCGGCGACAGCAAGCUGAUCAUCACGCACCUCUCAAGAAGACGACCGCCGAAGGCCCCGCACCUCCGCGACAUCUACGAGCAAUGUCGUGCUCUUGCUGACCAACUCCAGAUCACGUCAUGGACACAUCAUCUGCGCCAGUUCAAUAAGAUGGCUGAUGCACUGGCUAAUAUCGCCAUGGACACCAGAACCAGUACGCAG
Messenger RNA from Phytophthora sojae, 306 nucleotides. RefSeq lists its product as hypothetical. Gene Ontology annotation, molecular function: nucleic acid binding; RNA-DNA hybrid ribonuclease activity. The transcript has a single exon. NCBI's taxonomy places the organism in Eukaryota, Oomycota, Peronosporomycetes, Peronosporales, Peronosporaceae. The annotation marks the transcript as partial. The record is from RefSeq and is a predicted model, not a curated record.